Molecule: messenger RNA, 1321 nt
Organism: Physella acuta
Lineage: Eukaryota; Metazoa; Mollusca; Gastropoda; Physidae
Product: coiled-coil domain-containing protein 113
Biological process (GO): cilium assembly
Cellular component (GO): axoneme; ciliary basal body
Source: RefSeq, a predicted model, not a curated record
GUUUUGAAUUGUGACGUUACCUCGCAACAGAUCAAAGAGACAAGAUGGAGAACACAGAAACAAUCAGCGUUAUGUCUGAAGAAGAUCCUUUUCAGGAUAUUAGUGAUGACGAACUUAAAAAACUUAUUGAUGAUGCCAUACGAUCGAAUGAGGUACUGUCCACAGAAACACAAAUGUUUGAGAAAUACCUCCAUCGCAUUGAACCGAGAGACUCUGGGAGCAUACAGCCACUACAACACCCCGGAGCGGGAUCACUGCAUGUGGAUAAAAGCCUUGCACAUAGGAUGCGAACCAAGAUUCGACUGAGUCAGGGAGAUAAAUCUUUAAAAUUGAACGCUGAACAGAAAUGUGAUAUUGCACAGCGUGAGCUUGAAGAAUUGCGGGACGACAUUGAUAAAAUGAAAGAAGAAUCUGAGAAGGUCAUGGACACUCUAAAGGCUGUUAUGGAGGAAGCAGACAUGCGCCUAUCUGAAAUGAGGAAAGAGUCCUAUGAAUUUGAGAGAGAUAUUGUCAAGGGAUCAGUGAACCACAGAACCAAUAAAGUUAUAGCAGAGAAGUGCAUGAGAUACUUUGAAGACAAGCUUAGAACAAGGGAUGCUUUGAUUGAAAAGCUGAGGCUGAAAAAUUCUCAACUGAAAGUACAAAAGAAGAAGCUUAUGAUGCAGCUCAGGCAAAAAGAAGAGAUGGGUGAAGUUUUGAAUGAAGUGGAUUUCAACCAGUUGAAGAUAGAAAACCAACAGUAUUUGGAGAAAAUUGAUGAAAGAAAUCAAGAUUUACUGAGAUUAAAAUUGAUGGCCGGCAACACACUCCAAGUUCUAAACUCAUAUAAGAAAAAGCUGCUGACCUUGACUAAAGAAUCAGCACGCUUAAAAAGUGAAAUCAGUUUCCGUCAAGAGAUGGACUCCAGGAUUCAAGCAGAAACUGCUAUCGUGGAAGUCGAGAGAACAAAAGCUGAACAGAUCAAUAAAAAACUGCGCAAACAGCUUAGCAACUUUAAAGUCCCUGGUGUUAUGGAGUACGUGAGAGAGAAGGCACAGAUGUACGAGCUACAGAAGAAAGUCAAAAGCUGGGAGAGAAAAGUGGACAUAGCAGAGAUGGCACUGCAUACACACAGAAAAACCUGGCAACAGAAACAAGCAAGGAACCCAAUCAGCAGCCAAUGGUGAAGUGGUUUGAGGCUGACAGAAAACCAAAACAUACAGGAAAUGUAUGGCUUCGUGAAACAUCAUACCUUGUCAAUUGUAACAUACACAUUUUUUACCUCGAGGCAAAGACAGCUGAUAAUCAUCAUGAAACCAAUAAAAUUCAAACCAACUGCAAA